Messenger RNA from Ectocarpus sp. CCAP 1310/34, 2529 nucleotides. NCBI's taxonomy places the organism in Eukaryota, Phaeophyceae, Ectocarpales, Ectocarpaceae. The record is from the annotation of a GenBank genome assembly.
AUGGGGGAAACGAUCUCGGACCGCUACUUCAAGGACAUACGCGUCACCGGCUUCACCAACGAGUACAAGCAUGUCAAGAUGAUCACGGACUGCCCUGAAAGGAGACGCAAGGGAAAGAAGAAGACCAAGCCUGCCGGAGCCGCCAAGUGGUGUUCGGUUUACGUCACGCCCAGGUACUCCGACGAAGAAUGCUUCGAGCAAGGAGCGACGCGGCCGAAAAAAUCCAGCAACACGGGCAAGGCCCUUUCAGCAUGCGUUAAUAGUGCACACUGCUCCUUCACCAGCAACAAAACGGAAUCAGCCAUGAAAAAGAAGGAGGCAAGCAAUGGCGAGUCAGAGGAAGCCUUGAUGUACUCCACCGCUCACAAAGGGAGAGAGUUCAAGCCCAUUGCCGCCGGAGCCUCGCUGCUUAUAGACACCGGAGCAUCCGAGAAUAUGCUCGACGACCGCCUCAUCCCAGGUCUGAAGGAAAUAAUGCGGGAAUCAAAGGAACUCGCCAAACCUAAGGUGGUCUCGGUCGGCGGUGGCCACGAGCUGGACGGGAACGCUACAGGACUCAUCCAUUGCACCGUCAAGGACAGCAACGGCGAGAAGAAGGCCGUGCUCCUGCGAGGACUAGUCGUCCCCGGCCUUGGACGCAACGUCUUCUCGCGUGCCGCGCAGAUAAAGAAUGGUGUCAAGCUCGUCAUCGAGGAAGGAAACCCGCACCUCGCGGUAGGAGGCCACACUUUGCCGCUGAAACAGGAUCCGCUUGACAUGGGUAUGUGUUCUGUUGACAUAGAGUUCCAAGCCGCCUCCGAGCAAACGACAGCAUCCACGAAACCAACAUCUCACGCACUUCCCGACGAUCGGGCUAUUGGCAAGCCCGACACAGUGAUGCUUGAUGAUGACCUAGGGGUCGCAUGUGCAGCCACAGUGAACGCGAACACUUGGCACCGGUGGCUCAGACAUCUCAACUUCCGGAGCAUGGAACUGCUACGUAAAAAGGAGGACAAUGGAGUCGAUUUCUCGGACUCCAUGACUCCGUGCGACAUCUGCGCCAUCAGCAAGAGCAGGCAGCUAGCACAUCCGGAGAAGACUAAUCGCGAGACGACCGCACCUAUGCAACUGGUGUACACCGACAACAUGGGAAAAACCACCCCUCUCGCGAAGGGAGGCUUUGGGUACGUUUCCAAGUUCACCGACGCAUACUCGUGGAUGAAGGAAAUCUACCUGCUCAAGGCCAUAUCCGAGACCGUUCGAGCACUUCACGCCUAUAACAUGCAGGUGGCUGCUCCGCUUGGCCGUCGCAUUGAGAUCAUUCGGUGCGAGAGUGGAGGGGAAAACGUCGCCAACGAGUUCACCAAGUACUUCAUGGACUCAGACAUCACCAUCGAAUAUGCCGCGACCAACACGCCUCAGCAGAAUGGCGUGUCCGAGCGAGACGGGCAAACCCUGACGACAAUUACCCGAUAUCUCAUGAAGGAUGGAGCCUUUCCGCCUACCCUGUGGAGGGAACAAAUGAUGACGGCAGAGUACCUUUCCAACCGGCCACCUCGUUCGACCCUGGGAGGCGUCACCCCGUACUUCAAGAUGUAUAAUACAGCAAGGAAGCGGACCUGUCUCGCCUCCAGCAAGGCCUACCGGAUCUACAAUCCUGCAACCGGCAACGUAGUGGAAAGCAGGAACGUGACCUUCAUUGAGACAUCAGUGUACUCCAUGCCACCCAGUGUGCUCGAUGACGACAACUUGUACGAGAGCGACGUCCUGAACUUCACGUCUGUUCUAGGCAAGGUAUCAACCAGAGAAGAUGAGUUCGAUGGAUCGGGAACCCUCGACACCGUCGACCUGAAAAUCGAGAAUCAGCUCCUCCGACAAGAGAUCCGCCGUAUGCGACACAACAACUUGAUUCGGGAAGAAAUUCAACAACAGGCAAUCGACACAGGACACGACACUCCGCCCAGUCCGCCGACUUGGCCUCAGCCGGCGACGGGUCGUGUGGGUACCACUCCAUACCUUGGUGGCCUGCUGGAGUGUAAUGGGCAAGUGAACACCCCGCAUGAUGUGGAUGCCAUCAAGACAGCCCUGAUAUCCCGCCUGCUCCGGCACGUGCUCGGGACAGAAUUCAACCCCGAGGCAACGCUUUCAGACGAUGAGGUGACGAAGGGCAUCGAUAUGGGGUUGACUGAAAUCAAGACUUGUGCUACCGGCAAAGUGAUCAAGGGGAAGCCCAAAGGCGAGCUAAGGUGCGAUUGGUUCGAGGCAAGGGUCAACGAAAAAGUCGAGAAGGAGUGGCUCGACGUUAGCUGGCGGGCUUUCGUCUCAGACCUGUACGAGAUAAACAUCGCAGUGUGGGAGCCUACGGGGUCGGGAGAAAACGUGCAGCUGUAUUCAGCAGCCAGCGCCAGGAGUCUCUUCGACAAAGCACAGAAAAUGGACGAUGUCGGGGGUUGCUGGAUCCACCUAUUGUUCAGCAAUCUAGGAGAUCCAUGGGCGGCACCUUCUGGCGUCAACGGCGUUGUCGACGAAAAUGCGCACGACAGGCACUAA